Molecule: messenger RNA, 1579 nt
Organism: Phaeodactylum tricornutum CCAP 1055/1
Lineage: Eukaryota; Bacillariophyta; Bacillariophyceae; Surirellales; Neidiaceae
Exons: 5
Coding region: 5-1579 (524 amino acids)
Biological process (GO): proton transmembrane transport
Cellular component (GO): vacuolar proton-transporting V-type ATPase, V1 domain
Molecular function (GO): proton-transporting ATPase activity, rotational mechanism; protein binding
Source: RefSeq, a predicted model, not a curated record
UACCAUGACAUUUCCAGUAGUGCUUAUACCAUCGCCUGUUCACGAGGCUUUCGGAAGUAUUCAAUGGGAUUCAUUUUUACAUUUAAAGCUUUCUAAUCCAGAAAAAGCGCUUUUACAAGCCGGAGAACAGAACGUUAUCGAGUACACGCUGUACGACAAAGAAGAUGCUGCAGCUUAUGUGCAGCUCCUGCUUAAAGUUCUCGAUCAAAUAACUAGUCAUCGUGGAACAUCGUCGCGUCGAACGUCACUCAAAGUUUCCAAGCUCUCCUUGGCCGAAAGUUUGCCACCCGUUGACGCGCUGCAGUACCUCGACUGUGACGGCAUUGGAGUGGCCACACACUAUGUCAUCUCGCAACUUUAUGAAGUCAUCACGACACUCAAAAGUAACGCUUUCGCUUCACGGACCAAAAGCAACAGUGUCGUUGCUAGCAGCAACUUUGUGUCGAAAGCCACUUUGUCCAGCAUAUUCUAUCCAUCAGGCAUUUUGAUUGACGACUGGCGACCUCUUUUGCGUAUUCUACUGGGUACAAAGAGCGAUUCUUAUGUGCACAGAGGAUCAGGUUUCUGUCUGGCGUGUAUCCUCUUGGAAGGAUGCACUCUGCAAACAAACGGCCAUCUAUUUUCGCCAAUAUCAUCAAUUUUGGAAUCCUUUGUUUCGUGGAUUGUGUCUCGGCUACAGAGUUCUAGCACACAAUCUCUUUCUAUGGUUACCUCAAGCUUGACUGUCAUCAUCUUGUCAAAAGAAGUUCGGCAUCUCUUUGGCAAAGCGGGAGGUGUUGGAUAUCUGAGUCGGCGCUUACGCGUUCAUCAAAAAUCAAUUGAUUCAAAGAUUAGUGCUUCCGUGCAACAUCAAUACGAACUCUCCUACUGCCUCUGGAUCAUGUCGUACGAUUGUGACACAUCGGUAUCAAUGCGAAGCCACUUUCAUAGAGACGGAUCAGUCCAAGCACUGGUAGAUAUGGUGGCCGCUGCACCUCGCGAGAAGGUUGUGCGGUGUGCACUAGCAACCCUGCGUAAUUUGGCAACGUGCGCUGCGGACGAAGCGCCUUUGGAAUUGGCAAAGAAAAACAUCAAUGGUUCAACAUAUUUGAUUGAUAUGAUAGGUUGUGGUCUACCCAAGUUGAUUGACCUGAUGAUGAAUUGCCCAAUUGCUGACUUCGAGAUUAGCGAAGACUUGGACAUUCUCCAUAAACUUUUGCACGAAACUUGUCAAGAGCUAACACGUUGGGACGUCUAUAAAGUGGAGCUUGAUUCCACUAACUUGACAUGGGGGAUAGUCCACACCGAAAAGUUCUUUCGCGAAAACGCCCGAAAAAUGGAAGGAUCCGAUGGAAAGUUUGAAAUGGUGAAGACCCUAAUUCAAUUGACUGCAUCGGAUAGCGAGGAUGUCGCCGCAAUUGCUUGCUUUGAUUUAGGGGAAUUUGUUCGUCAUUACCCUAAUGGAAGAGACAUUGCUCGGCGCCUUGGUGCGCGGGAUUUUGUUUUCCCGCUCAUUGAGCACGAAAAUCCCAAACUACAGCAUCAAGCAUUAACUUGUAUCUCAAAAUUGUUAGUCCAAAAUUGGAAGUCAUUAGGAUAA